ACACAAGGAACGCACAACUCCUUACCUUUGACCUAUUGGGAGGGCGGGUCUUUUGAGAGAAGCGGAAACUAGGAAGCUUUUGAUCCACAAUGGAUGAGAUGAGCUUGGGACCUCAGGGAGCUGCUGGUGAUGCAAAUUCGCAAACCCUAGGCCGGAAGCAAAAUGACCCCCCACUGAAACCUUCCCUCCUAACAAGUGGCGAUGAGAUCGAUAGCACUAAUAGUGACACAGAUGAGGACGAUUCUAAUGAUCCCCCAUCUCUAGAAGAUGUCAGGUUCUCCGAGGAGCCAGAGGUCUUGGGUGAGAACCAGGGAAGUUCAGAACCCAACACCAGGGAGGUCAGCGGUGAGGCCCAUAGCGGAGCAGGAAACCUGGACAGCUCCCACGAACCAGAUGAGGAAUGGCUACAGGUCCUUGGGAAUGACCUGCUAAAGAAGAAAGUUCUGGUAGCAGGUCGGAAUGAUGAGCCAAAACCACAGAGAGGUCAGAAUGUAACCGUGUGGCUGAAGAUGACACUGGAGGAUGGAACAGAGGUAGAGGAAGAUCCCUCCCUCACUUUCACCGUGGGGGAUGGGGAUGUUAUCCAGGCGUUGGAUCUUUGCAUCCAGCUGAUGGAGCCAGGGGAAGUGGCAUUAAUUAUCUCUGAUGCCAAGUAUGCCUAUGGUUGUCUGGGCAGCACUCAGCCCACAGUACCCUCGAAUGCCACUGUGCACAUUGAGAUCCAGCUUCUCUCAGUGAAGGAUGGCCCGGAUAUCGAACUCCUGUCGGGGAAGGAGCGGUUACUGCUGGCCAAUAAGAAAAGAGAACGGGGGAAUGCCUACUUUCUUCGGAAUGAGUACGUCUUCGCAAUCAACUCGUAUGACAUCGCCCUCAAUUUUGCAAACUCGAGCUCCAAAGUUGAAUUUUCACUGGAGGAGGAGCAGGAGUUGUUGGAUGUGAAGGUGAAAUGCCUGAAUAAUCUGGCAGCAGCCCAGUUGAAGUUGGAACAUUACGAGGCUGCACUUAAAUCCUCAAAUGCUGCCCUCAAGCAUCAACCCAACAAUAUCAAAGCACUCUUUAGAAAAGGGAAGGUUCUGACCUUGCAGGGUGAAUACACAGAAGCUAUACCAGUCCUGAAACAAGCUGCACGACUAGAGCCAUCAAACAAGGCAAUUCAGGCCGAACUCUCCCAGCUACUGAGGAAGCAAUCUGAGCAGCGGACCUUGGAGCAGGCAAUGUACCGGAAGAUGCUCGGAGAUAUGGCUAUGCCCCCUAUAUCCUCGCCAUCUCGAUUCUCAUGGAAUAUUCCAUGGAAGUGGCUGUUUGGAGCGACCAUGGUAGCAGUCGGCGGUGUGGCUGUGUCCGUCAUUGUUGCUGCAAGAACCUAACACUCGGAGAGUGGACCGAAUAUCCUCAUGGGGAUGUGUCCACAACAAAACUCUAACAGGGCCUCACCAUUUAGUUACCUUCCCCAUCCCCUGACCCAGAACAUUCUGAGCCUCGUACUGCUUCAGGUACUGUACAUAAAGUUAUUGGACUCCAGCCACCCCUUCCCUUAACAUCCCAGUACAGAGAUGUCCACAAUGGAGCACGUAGUGAUUGAUGAUCAGUUCAUAUUAUCACACUGAUUGGAUUUUAUUUAUUUCUUGGGGGUGGCUUAGAGCUUCCUGUUGAGUGAAAUUUAUGCAAAAUGUUUAUAUAAUUAUAAUAAAAAGUUUAUAUUGAA
Pristis pectinata (smalltooth sawfish) is the source of this 1705-nucleotide messenger RNA. It is a transcript of the gene fkbp8, whose product is annotated as FKBP prolyl isomerase 8. The record is from RefSeq and is a predicted model, not a curated record. The transcript has 9 exons. NCBI's taxonomy places the organism in Eukaryota, Metazoa, Chordata, Chondrichthyes, Rhinopristiformes, Pristidae. Bases 90 to 1367 code for a protein of 425 amino acids. Gene Ontology annotation, molecular function: protein binding; peptidyl-prolyl cis-trans isomerase activity.